Vespa crabro (European hornet) is the source of this 1002-nucleotide messenger RNA. RefSeq names its product enoyl-CoA delta isomerase 2. The transcript is spliced from 7 exons. Bases 181 to 921 code for a protein of 246 amino acids. NCBI's taxonomy places the organism in Eukaryota, Metazoa, Arthropoda, Insecta, Hymenoptera, Vespidae. The record is from RefSeq and is a predicted model, not a curated record.
GUUUGCCCUUGCAGCUUCCAAAUCGUAACGUCACGAACGAUAAAACCAAUUUCGAAAGGCGAUCGAAAACGAUGUUAACCGCGCUUCAAUGCGUCUUCACAAUUGUUUUCAACAAAAAAAAAAAAAAAACAGAUAAAGUGAUGACUUCAUUGUAAUGAUAUUGACAUAAAUGCAAUAAACAUGGAAGAACAUAUUCUAAAAGUUAAUUUAGAGAAUGGAAUUCAAAAGAUCAUACUUAAUAGACCUAAGAAAAAAAAUGCUUUAUCAAUAAAGAUGUACCAGGAAAUAGAAAAUAUUUUAAAUGAUUCUUCAAAAAACGAUAGCAUACAUAUAGUUGUCUUAACUGGAGCAGGAGAUUUUUUUACUAGUGGAAAUGAUAUUAAUAUGUUAUAUUCAAUUGAAAAUUUCAUAAGUUUUAAAAAUUUUAUUGAUGCUCUGAUUACCUUUCCUAAACUGUUGAUAGCUAUUGUAAAUGGCCCAGCUAUUGGUGUUGGAACCACUAUGCUUGGACUUUUUGAUAUAGUAUAUGCUUCAGAAAAAGCAUAUUUCUAUACACCUUUUACUAAAUUAGGUCUAAUAGCUGAAAGCUGUUCUUCAUAUACAUUUCCAAAAAUAAUGGGACCAAGUAAGGCUGGCGAUAUGUUAUAUCUUGGUUAUAAAAUGAAUGCUAAAGAAGCCAAAGAAUAUCAUUUAGUAGGAACAAUAUAUAAAGAUGUAGAAGAAGUAUGGGUAUAUCUAAGAAAACUGAGUCAACUUUCUAUAAAGUCUAUAAUGGCCAUCAAAUAUUUAGUACAAAAAUGGAAUAAACAAACUUUGUUGGAAGUAAAUAAGACAGAAGUGGAAGAACUUAAGAAAAUAUGUGAAUCAGAGGAAGUUAUUAAUAGAUUAUUAAAUUUUAUAUCAAAUAAGAAUAAAUUAUAAUUUCUAAUUUUCAUUAAUGUUCAAUUUAAAAAUCAUUAUAAUAUAUUAUAUAGUUUUGAUUAUACUAUAUUUUAUUUUAUU